UUCAACUUUAAACUGAAGUCGAAGCUCAGACAGAAGGAGAGCAGUCAUGGGCGAUAUAGUUCUGGUGGCAGACCUGCCAACAUGCAGCAUGUGUUCAGACAAACUCAAGGAGAAGAAUUCAGAGUACUGCAGCUGCAAUGUGAAGCCUUCAGAGAUGGAGAAGACUCAAGUGAAUGGGAUCUCUCUGAUCAAGACCAAAGAAGACAUGGAGAAACAGGAAGAAGGAGAGAAAGACAGUCAGACCACAGAGGAGAGCAAGAUUCAGGAAGACCUCCAGGAGUCUGAAGACCCUCAGAAACCUCAAGAGCACCAGGACGUUUUGGAGGACGUGCUGAGACCAGAUGAUGUGGUGUGUGAUGCCUGCAUUGACCAUCUGUAUCAGGCCAAGAAGUCAUGCCUGACCUGCUUGGUGUCGUACUGUGAGACUCACCUGAGGCCGCACCUGGAGAACGUCAAGUUUCAGAGCCACAAGCUGGUGGAGCCGCUGCGAGACAUUGAGAGACGCACAUGUGAGACUCACCACUGCCCACUGGAGCUGUACUGCUGCGCUGAUGCAUUAUGUGUGUGUCAGGAGUGUUUGUUAGAGGAACAUCGCGGACACAACACUGUUGCCAUCACUGAAGCGCGCAGGAAAAUAGAGAGAGAGCUUCAGGACAAACAGACAGACAUGGUGAAGACGGUCACAGCAGCUGAGAACGCCAUUAACAAACUACAGGUCAACGCUGUGUCUAUUGAGGCGUCUGUGAAAGAGGUGCAUGGCGUGAUCGAGGAGCAAUUCAAUAUUCUGCUGGCGGCUGUGGAGCAGAUGAAGAAGGAUGUGAGCGAGAUAUUGGAGGUGGAAGAACGUCAGGCACUGCGACAGGCUGAAGGAAUCCGAGUUCAUCUGGAACAACGUUGUACUGACCUGAAGAAAACACAGACACAGAUAGAGAAAAUCACCAAGAACAAAAAUGACAUUGACUUCCUGCAGGAGUAUUCAGAGUGGAAAAAGGAAGUGACUGACGUGUCUUUACCUGGUGUUUAUAUCGGCCUCAUAGAUCGACUUCAGUCCUUCAGCCGCAUCAUCACGCAAUCCACGAAAGAGAUGUGCGAUAACCUGCUCACCUCAUAUACCAAUAAACUUAAAGACACCUGCAAAAAUGAUAAUGUGGGCAUAAAGACGACGGUUUAUUCCAAUAUUGCAGCAAAACAGAACAUGACAAUGCCUAACCCGAAGACCAGAGAUGACUUCCUUAAAUAUGCCACGCCACUGUGCUUUGAUGCAGAUACAGCGCAUCAGUUUCUUCGUCUCACAGAAGAGAGAAAGAAGGUCACAAACACGACACCAUGGCAGCACAGCUAUCCUGACCUCCCCGUGCGCUUCCAGCACUUGCGACAGGUGCUGACGGUGGAAAGCUUCUACCUAGGCCGUCAUUAUUUCGAGGUGGAUAUGCGAGGAGAGGGAACACACGUCGGCCUGACGUACAACAGCAUCGACCGCAAGGGCUCUGAGAGCAACAGCAGCAUCUCAGGAAAUAACUUCUCCUGGUGCCUGCAGUGGAACGGCCGGAACUUCUCCGCAUGGCACAGCGAUGUGGAGACGCCGCUCAGUGUCCAGAAAGUGACACGGAUCGGCGUGUAUGUGGACUACUCUCGUGGCAUGCUGGCGUUCUAUGAUGUGGAGAACAGCAUGGCCCUCAUCCACCAGUACCAGGCAGAGUUUCUCGAGCCGCUCUACCCAGCGUUCUGGCUUCCCAAGAAGGAGAACGUUGUGGUUUUGGUGGAGCCUGGAGGAGCACUAUCUCAGACAACCCUGUCUCCUGUUUCCUCUCCUCCAUAAACUGCUGCUGCUCUUCCUCCUCGUACCCACAUCAUUUCCAUCUUUUUAGAGAACUAACUUUUGACUGACAUUAAAGUUUUAUGACUGCAACAAUCCAUUUCCAAGAUGUGUCAUAAUGUAUAUGGGUCACUCCUGCUAUGUAGUACAUUUCAUGUCCUCAUAUGUCUUAAUGUUUUGAAUAAAAUAUUAUACACACAAUUUUGAAAGAUGUUCGAUAAAAUUACCAAAAUUGGUACGAUAAUAAUACCCCAGUUUUAAAGGUUAAAAAAAUUAUCAAAAUUACCUUUAAGUUAACAUGCAACUUUAACUUGCAACUUUAGCUCUUUUUUCCAUCCUGUUAAUUUACUUGCUAUUCUGUAUCUAAUAAUCAAGAUAUAAUUGAUACAUUUUAAGAACCUGCGCUUGACCAGGGCAUAUUUCUGAAAGUCUGGUAGACACUUCUGUAGAAAUACUUUAAAGUAAUGCCUUUAUUGUACAUGAGUAUUUGCCUUACAUGAUUUUUUUAAAUAUCUAAUUUAGUUUCAUUCAUUUCAUUUUUAAUACACAAGGAAAAUAUUCCUCUAUGUGUCUAUGCUAUAGCGUUGCACAAGAGACCAAACCCAGAUGACGUAGCUGAAGAUUAUGGUACAGUUCAUUAGGGUUGCUCAUGGGUAUGAGUCUCUUUACUGUCUGUAUGCUGCUGUUUUUCAUGUUAUUACUCUUUGUUCCUCUUUACAUUGUGACAUUUUUUUGUCAACAAAAGAAACAUCAUGUGUCUAUGCAAAUAAAAACUACAAUUGCUACAGUGA
Messenger RNA from Myxocyprinus asiaticus (Chinese sucker), 2607 nucleotides. Its product is annotated as tripartite motif-containing protein 16-like protein. Bases 47 to 1819 code for a protein of 590 amino acids. Gene Ontology annotation, molecular function: zinc ion binding; protein binding. Lineage: Eukaryota; Metazoa; Chordata; Actinopteri; Cypriniformes; Catostomidae. The record is from RefSeq and is a predicted model, not a curated record. The transcript is spliced from 6 exons.